Molecule: messenger RNA, 3728 nt
Organism: Ictalurus punctatus (channel catfish)
Lineage: Eukaryota; Metazoa; Chordata; Actinopteri; Siluriformes; Ictaluridae
Gene: kctd3
Product: potassium channel tetramerization domain containing 3
Exons: 18
Coding region: 325-2730 (801 amino acids)
Biological process (GO): protein homooligomerization
Molecular function (GO): protein binding
Source: RefSeq, a predicted model, not a curated record
CUUUGAUUGGCUGUUCUGCUCGACGUCGACGUCGGCUUUAGCUUGUUCUAACGCUCUCCUUUCAGCGAAUAUAAAGCACACGAGCAGAAAAGAACGGCCUUUUUGGGUUUGGUGGAUUUCCCCCUUCAUUAGCGUGUUAUAUCGAUAUUUAUUUGAUUAAAGCUGCGAUAUUCUUGCGGAAUAUGGCGGACACGGUAUGCUAAGGCUCCAUACACUGGCCCUGGGUGAGGCGUGAUGUUUUCAGAGAGUUGCUGGGAAGAGCACGCGCAGCAGGAGUGUAACGGGAUCAAGAGCGCGAGCUACUGAGAACAGUUCGGUAUCAGAAUGGCUGGAAUGUGUAACGGCUCCACAUCUGGCCCGGGUGACAUCAUCCAGCUGAACGUCGGCGGAACUCGAUUUAGCACCUCAAGACAGACGCUUAUGUGGAUUCCAGACUCUUUCUUUUCAAGUUUACUCAGUGGGAGAAUAUCAACACUAAGGGAUGAAACUGGAGCCAUCUUUAUUGACAGAGACCCGACCGCAUUUGUGCCCAUUUUAAACUUCCUUCGUACUAAAGAGUUAGACUUACGAGGGGUCAGCAUAAGCAUUCUGCGCCAUGAAGCUGAGUUUUAUGGGAUUACACCUUUAGUUCGACGUUUGCUGCUGUGUGAGGAGCUAGAGAGAUCAUCAUGCGGAAGUGUGCUAUUUCAUGGCUACCUCCCACCACCAGCUAUCCCAGCGCGCAAAUCUGCCAGUGGGCAGAGUGCAACUGCUGGAGUCCAGGAGGAGUACCCAGGCCUCAGUGGAGCGGAGGGGGGCUUCUCUCGCUCGAGCUCACACACGGCUCUGCCUGGACCUAACGGAAUGGAGGGAGGCACGAGACUUUCUGGAUCGGCAGUUGAUCCCAGGAAGGUGCUCAUUGUUGCUGGUCAUCACAACUGGAUAGUAGCUGCCUAUGCUCAUUUCGUCAUUUGCUACAGGAUAAAGGAAUCCUCAGGAUGGCAGCAGGUGUUCUCAAGUCCUUACCUAGACUGGGCCAUUGAGCGUGUUGCGCUAAACGCGAAAGUAGUCGGUGGUCCCCAUGGUGACAAAGACAAGAUGGUUGCGGUGUCAUCACAGAGCAAGAUCAUCUUGUGGAGUAUCCAGGAUGGGGGAAGUGGCAAUGAGAUAGGUGUGUUCAGUCUUGGCGUGCCUGUUGAUUCUCUUUUCUUCAUUGGGAGUCAACUGGUAGCCACCAGCCAUACUGGGAAGGUUGGUGUGUGGAAUGCAGUGACGCAACACUGGCAAGUGCAGGAUGUUGUGCCCAUCACCAGCUGCGACACCGCCGGAUCCUUUCUUCUUCUCGGAUGCAAUAAUGGCUCCAUUUACUACAUCGACAUGCAGAAGUUCCCACUGAGAAUGAAGGACAAUGACCUCCUGGUGACCGAGCUCUAUCACGACCCUUCAAAUGAUGCCAUCACAGCCCUCAGUGUCUAUUUAACACCUAAAACCAGCGUGAGCGGAAACUGGAUCGAGAUUGCGUACGGUACUAGUUCAGGCGCAGUGCGUGUGAUAGUGCAGCAUCCGGAGACGGUUGGAUCUGGGCCUCAACUGUUUCAGACGUUCACAGUCCACCGCAGCCCUGUCACGAAGAUCAUGCUGUCUGAGAAACACCUCGUGUCGGUGUGUGCUGACAAUAACCAUGUGAGGACGUGGACAGUGACUCGCUUUAGAGGCAUGAUCUCCACUCAGCCUGGGUCCACGCCGCUGGCUUCCUUCAAGAUCAUCUCGCUGGAGGAGACCGAGAGCCACAGCAGUUACUCCUCUGGCAACGACAUAGGCCCAUUCGGAGAGAGAGACGACCAACAAGUAUUCAUUCAGAAGGUCAUUCCGAUAACCAACAAACUCUUUGUGCGUCUCUCCUCCACUGGAAAGAGGAUUUGCGAGGUGCAAUCAGUGGACGGCACCACCAUCACGUGUUUCACAGUGCGCGAGUGUGAGGGUUCCAGUCGUAUGGGCUCCCGGCCACGUCGUUACCUCUUCACCGGCCAUGCGAAUGGCAGCAUUCAGAUGUGGGAUCUAACCACGGCCAUGGACACGGCGAACAAGAACGAUAGCAAAAGCAAACGUGAUGCUGAAGUGGGGGGGCCCACAGAGGAGGAGUUUCUAAAGUUGCUUGAUCAAUGUGAUUUGAGUACAUCACGCUGUGCCACGCCCAACAUUAGUCCUGCCCCUUCGGUACUGCACCACAGCCGACUUCGAGAGUCCUGCUCCAGCCUCCAGCUGCAGGCACAAGAACUCUUGGCAGAGACUGCCACAUAUGGCGCUGUACGUCCAUACCGGGAGAGCCCACUGCUGGCACGUGCCCGUCGCACGGAGAGCUUCAGCAGCUAUCCAGACUUCCACACACUCAACCUGGCCAAAGUCCUGAGGGAACACGGUGGGCAUUGCAGCGGCACUGACGAUGACAGCAACGGCGACAAGAGGAGCUCAGAGAGUCCAGCGAGCACUACAGAAAGCCCCAGAGACCCUCGCCGCAGGGCACACUCCUCUGAUGAAGGCACCUCUGAGUGCAGAGCGGAGGGUAGGAGGAGAGGGACGCUUGAUGGGAACUUCCCAGGCCGAAAGAAGGCACCUCCAGUCCCUCAGCUGAGCUCGGUGUCUGUGGGGAGUGAGGCAGGAGGCAGUGACUCGUCCAGCACUGCCUCGCCGUCUCCGACUAAAGUGUCCACUUCACCACGGCACCGCAGAGCCUUAGACAUGAGUGAGUGACCACUCUGAACACUAAAACAGUGUAUAUCUACAAACAAAUACAUACUGAAGCAGUAUUACCAUAAACGUAAACAUAAACACAUCCCUGAAGGAGUGUCUCUGGUGAGAAAAGCAUAGAUAGAGAUCUAUAAAGCAGCAAGUUUAGCAGCUAAAUGAAUAUUUAAUAUAUACUAUAUGUAACUUCUUACCCAGUUCUCAAGCACUUUAGUGUCUGUUAAUAUUCUAAUCCCUGUAAAGGUUCGGACAGGAACGACAAGGCGAAAGUAAUGUCACUACAGUGAACUAACUCGGAACUAACUAACUUUCAUAGUGUUCACUUCUUUUCUGUAAAGCAGCCGCACUUUAUUUUGCUCUUUUUCACGUUUUAAGAAGGGAAUAAUCUCAAACAUUUGCAGGUGCCUUUUUCCUUAUGAGCUUAUUAAAUUUUUCCCCCUUUUGGGUUGUUUUUUGGGUUGGAUAGUUCACAAAGAGGAACAAUGUUCAGUGAAACAGGUUCACUUAGUACCAAACCCUGUUUUAAAAUGUUCCUGAGACUUUUAUAGAGGUGUAGCCAUGGUUUGUUUUUUUUUUUUUUUUUUUUUUUUUAAAGAUUAAACAAGCAUUAAGCAUGUCAGUUCCGUUCAGUUUAAGUCAGAAAACCAGGCUGAUGCAUAAAUAUUUUAGUGUCCACUAAUGUUUAAUUUUGUACUCCUGGUAGACUGACUGUGUGGGGAUACAGAGCUCAAAGGGGUUUGGUAUAUUAUUAUAUGCUGAAUAUUAAUUCUGAUACAAAAUAUUUACUUAUGAGGUUUUUUUUUUUUUUGGAAAAAACAUUUCCCAAGCUAGUUUUACAGACAGCCUACAAACAUGCUUUUUCUCUUUUAUGCAAUUGGUACUCAUUAAAGCGGAAUCUGUUAAAGUAAAUGUAUGAAUACGUAACUUGUUAACAUUAUAUGGCUAUAAUAUGCCUAUGCUGUUAAAAAAAAAAAAAAAAAAAAAAAAAAAAAAAGAAUAUAUAU